AUGGUCUCCAUGUGCUCCGGUAAGAACAAGGCGUCCUUACAGCUCCAGCCUCCGGGCUGCCAGGCUGAAACUCAGGGCCACAGCCUCACGCCUCUGAGUCCUUCACCCACACAUCUCGCCUGCUGGCAGACCCUGCAGGCUCUUGCUUCGAAAUCGUCCCCUAGAAGCAGCCUGCCAGUGCCUGGGCCGCCCCAUAUCCACGGUCACCUCUACCUCUGGUUUCUGGUCCCUGGGCUGGCCUGCUCACCGCCUCCUGGUCUCCCCGUGCCACACAGACUGUUCUCCCUGAAGCCACCAGAGGGCGUCGGUGAGCACCACAUCAGAUCCCUGCAGGGAUGUGAGCGGCUCAGUGAAGUGCCCCCACUCUUUACGUCGGACCACGUGCCACCCUGCCUCGGUUUCCCCAUGGCACCACCUGCCUCCCAAAACCCUCACGUCUCUUGGAAACCACCCUCCACGGGAGGCCAGGAAGGAAACUGUGACACCGAAAGAAAAAGACUUCAAAGAUCUCUCCAAGUUCUGAUACCAGGGUCCGGGCCAGGAUCCUGCCUCCUGCCAUCUGCUGUCGGCCGCUUCAACCAGGACUGCACCAGGGUGGCCAGCCCUGCGUGCUCACGUACCCGGAAGUCUGGUGAGGCACCUCCUCCCGACUGCAGCCCGGGGCCCAUCUACCUUCUGGACCCAAAAGUCACCCGCUUUGGCCGCAGCUGCACCCCUGCUUACUCCAUGCAGGGCCGGGGCAAGACUCGGGGUCUGGAGGUGACGCCAGGCCCUGGGGCUUACAGUCCGGAGAAGGCACCCCCUGUGCACCAGCGGACACCCCCAGCUUUCAGCCUGGGCUCUCGCCUGCGCCCCAGGCCCCGGGACACCUCCGCCCCUGCCCCCAAUGCGUACACCAUGCCGCCCCUCUGGGGUUCACAGGUCUUCAUCAAGCCCAGCUACCCCAGCUACUCGGUGGUGGGCCGCACAGCUCCUGCCCGCCCCCCGCAAGACCCCGCCGAGAUACCUGGCCCCGGCCAGUACAACAGCCCGGACCCCAACACUUACCGCCAGCGCUGGCCCGCCUUCACCAUGCUGGGCCGGCCCCGCGCCCCGCGCCCCCUGGACGAGACCCCAGGCCCGGGCACCCACAGCCCUGAGCAGGUCACUGUGAACAAGGCCAGGGCCCCAGCAUACACCAUGGGGAUCCGCCACUCGACGCGGGCUGCCACGGUCCGACCGGCCUCGCCCAGAGCCCCUAGCCACAGGCAGCUGCCCCCUCCCAGACGGCCCCCUGCACUGGGAGGACCCUCGCUCCGGCUGGAGGGAGAAGCCAGGAGGGCAUCUGGGGUGGCCGCUCCUUCCUUCCCUGGCUCGGAGCUGUCCGAGGUGCUGCUCAGUCAUCUGAUCCCGGGGGCGGUGACCUCGGCCCUGUGCGGGAGCCGGAGCUUCCGGUGUCCUAGAACUCGGUGUCCGGCCCCGACAGGGCUUGGGUCCCCACCAGAGCACGGGUUCCUGCUCCUCACGGAGCUCAGUGGGGACAGCGAGUCAGGACGCCAGCAGCCUUGA
Messenger RNA from Tupaia belangeri chinensis (Chinese tree shrew), 1548 nucleotides. It is a transcript of the gene CIMAP1D, whose product is annotated as CIMAP1 family member D. Bases 1 to 1548 code for a protein of 515 amino acids. Lineage: Eukaryota; Metazoa; Chordata; Mammalia; Scandentia; Tupaiidae. Gene Ontology annotation, cellular component: cytoplasmic microtubule; cytoskeleton. The record is from RefSeq and is a predicted model, not a curated record. The transcript has 8 exons.